AUGUGUAUCGUGGUCCUCACAACCGCGCACCCAGACUACGCCCUGAUUGUGAUCAACAACAGGGACGAGUACAUUCUGCGCCCGACGUCCCGCCCGCACUGGUGGACGCCGUCACCACAACCAAAAGACACCACAAGACAAAACCAAAAUCAAGACCAACAACAACAACAACAACAACAACAACCAGCAUCACCCCCACAAAUCCUCUCCUCUCGAGACCUCAACCGCCCGGAGCGCGGAACCUGGCUCGGCAUCACGCGGACCGGCAACUUUGCCUGCCUGACCAACUACAGCGAGGCGGACCCCGACGACGCCCGCCACAGCGUCCACGGCGUGCGGUCCCGCGGUGCAAUCGUCUCGGCCUGGCUGGCCGCCGACCCGGCCGAGCGCACCCCAGACUUUGUACAUCGCAUCCUCUCCGGCUCGGGCGUCAAGGGCGUCGGCGGCUUCAGCCUCGUGUGCGGCAAGCUCCGCCGCCGCCGCCGCCGCCACCCCCUCCAAAGAAACCAUUCCCCCCAGCGUGGCGCACGUUCCCCGCCUCCACCGGCGCUCGACCCCCUGGCCAUCAUCUCCAACCGCUCCGAGCACCCCGAGCACGUGCCGUACAUCGCCUCGCGGCCCUCCGAGACGCACGGCCUCAGCAACACCGUGUUCGACGCCCCCGGCCCGCCCUGGCCCAAGGUCUCGCGCGGCUGCGACCUGCUCAACCGCGCCGUCGCGUCUGCCGUCUCGGCGUCCCUGACCCAGGACCAGCUGGUCGCGUCGCUCUUCUCCGUCCUGAGCACCGACGACCUCCCGCGACUGGGAAACGACGCCGCCGCCUUUGAAGCCUACCAGCCCCUGCUGCGGACGAGCGUCUUCAUCCCGCCGCUGGGCCGGGACGAGAGCUGGCUCGAGACGCGAGACUUUGGCCCGGCCGAUAGGGACGCCGCCAUUGCCGCUCCUCACCCUACCCACCCGCAGCAGCAACAGCAUCAACAACAGCCACUACGACAACAACAACCUUCACCGCCCCUGGAACCCGCCGAGACCCUGCCACGUUCGGCAUCGAGCACGCCUCGGUCCGAAUCCAAGGCUCCCGCCUUCACCACGGGCAUGUACGGCACCCAGCGCCAGACCGUCAUCCUGGUCGACUGGGAAGGCAGCGUGCGCUACACAGAGCGCGCACUCUGGGACGACUUCGGCAACCCGCUUGCGCCGGGCGAGGGCGACGUCACGUUCCGCUUUCAGAUCGAAGGCUGGAACGGCGAGGACGACGAUGGUGAUGCCGAGGUGGGUAGCGACAAUAUGGGGAACGAUGAGCAGGCGUGCUGUUGA
Molecule: messenger RNA, 1317 nt
Organism: Pyricularia pennisetigena
Lineage: Eukaryota; Fungi; Ascomycota; Sordariomycetes; Magnaporthales; Pyriculariaceae
Exons: 1
Coding region: 1-1317 (438 amino acids)
Biological process (GO): protein secretion; Golgi organization
Cellular component (GO): Golgi apparatus
Source: RefSeq, a predicted model, not a curated record